AUGGAGGAAAAGCGCGACCGGAGAAACUUGGCAGACGGCGCUGCCGUAACAAAAAGCUUAUCGUACCUGUGGCACACGACGGACCACCUCAGCGGAGGCAGGAACAAGCCCAGGCCAGGCCUGACUGGGCGGCCUUCCGCCCGCCGCCAGCAUAAAACUGGCACUGGCACAUGCGGCAACCGCCACCAACAGCAGCCCAUGCCGCCCUGUCAGUGCUCACUGGCCGGUCAGCCCGUAGUCAGCGAAAAACAGCUCGCCCAAAGCAAAGCAAAUAGCCAGAAUCCCCCGCCGCCCGUAUCAGCGGCAGCUUGCCCCACGCCUGCGACGCAGUGCCAGUGCAGCUAG
Messenger RNA from Purpureocillium lilacinum, 345 nucleotides. The record is from RefSeq and is a predicted model, not a curated record. Lineage: Eukaryota; Fungi; Ascomycota; Sordariomycetes; Hypocreales; Ophiocordycipitaceae.